Molecule: messenger RNA, 1212 nt
Organism: Acanthosepion pharaonis
Lineage: Eukaryota; Metazoa; Mollusca; Cephalopoda; Sepiida; Sepiidae
Source: the annotation of a GenBank genome assembly
AUGGUUAACUUUUUGAUCGAAAAGAAGUUGCAAAUGACUAGUGUAGUCCGUCACUAUUAUUUCUUUUUCCCAAGGCCACGCUUAGCCAGGCCCUUUCAGGCCUCCGAAAGCGUUGCUUUAUGUCCCUUAUUCCUUGCCCCUGACUCCGCCUCCGCCUUCGCCUUCGCCUCCCGCAAUCCCCCCGACCUUUUACAAGCCAGCUUCUGUUCCCGGCCUCUUCGGAGAAAGGCAUCUCAUCUCUUUCUUUUUGCCUUCUUUUAUCUUUCCCUCUUUCUUUCUUUCUUUCUUUCUUUCUAUCUAUCUAUCUAUCUCAGUCUGUUCAUUAUCUAUCAAUCUAUCUAUUUAUCUAUCUAUCUAUCUAUAUAUAUAUCUAUCUAUCUGAGUUUGUUCAUUAUCUAUCUCAGUCUGUUUCCUUAUCUAUCUAUCUAUCUAUCUAUCUAUCUAUCUAUCUAUCUAUCUAUCUAUCUCAGCCUAUUCUUAUCUAUCUAUAUAUUUAAAGUUGAACCUUUGCCUCAAGAAUCCAUGAUUUUAGACGUUGUUACACAUGGCAUAACGCAUCUAUCUAUCUAUCUAUCUAUCUAUCUAUCUAUCUAUCUAUCUAUCUAUCUAUCUAUCUAUCUGCGUGGAGGGCUAAAUGUUGAUCUGAAAGAAGCGAUGUCUCUUUCUUUGAUUCCUUCUUUCUUUCUUUCUUUCUUUCUUUCUUUCUAUCUAUCUAUCUAUCUAUCUAUCUAUCGUGAGUUUUUAUAUGUCACAAGGUCAAACGAAAAAAAGACUUUCUCACACACGCAGUCAUCCGACCUCUUUCUCUCAUCCACACAUUUUCCCUCUCUCACCCCCCCUCACAAACUGUCUGUCUCUAUCACACACACAGACAUUAACAUAUACACAGUCUUCCCUUCUUUCUCCCUCACACAAAAUGCAUACUCACAUAAACACGAAACUGCUGAAAUUAUUUCUGUGUCUCUUAGUUCACAUCUUUUCUCUUUCUUUCUCUCUCUCUCUCACUCACUUUCAACACACUCCCUGUUGUUAUCAUUUCCUCUCAAACUCUCUCUCUCUUUCUUUCUUUCUAUCUCUCUCUCACUCUCUUUCAACACACUCCCUGUUGUUAUCAUUUCCUCUAAAACUCUCUCUCUCUUUCUUUCUUUCUUUCUAUCUCUCUCUCUAGAUCUAAACAGCUGUGUUGCCCAUCCGCGUCAUGUUUGCCACUAA